Messenger RNA from Closterium sp. NIES-67, 2075 nucleotides. The record is from the annotation of a GenBank genome assembly. Lineage: Eukaryota; Viridiplantae; Streptophyta; Zygnematophyceae; Desmidiales; Closteriaceae.
CUUCCCCCUCCCCCUCCCCACCUAUGCUCCCCAUCCCCCACUCCUCCUACCCCCGUCCCUCUCUCCCCUCCCCCUUUCCCAUCUCUCCAUCUCCACCGCGCCCUCCUCUUAAACCCUCCUUGAACCCGUCCAAAAUCCUUCUGAUCUCCACAAGCGGACCAAGCUGUGGCAGUGGCGCUGGGGGACCUAGAGCGCCUGGAGGCGAAGCAGAGGCACCUGGCGUCGCUGCUGGAGCAGACGCGCGCCGACAUGCGUGCUCUCAAGGGGCAGAUCUCCGCCAACCAGGCCGCCUGUGAGCAGAAGGAGGAGGCGGUGGGCAAGGUGAGGGCGAGUCUGGAGGAGCAGCAGGCAGCGGUGGAGGCGAAGCGGGGCGAGAUAGGCACAGCGCUCGUUGCAGGGCUGAGCGCGGGCGAGCAGGCGGAGGUGGAGGCCCUGGUUCCGGAGAUAGACAGCCUCAAGCAGCAGCUGCUGGUGUGCAAGCGCACCCGCAUGGAGGUGGAGAGCCGCAUGAGCCAGCUGGAGACGGUGCUGACUGAGAACCUGCUGAGGCGGCAGGACGAGGUGCAGGCGGAGGUGGACGUGGUGCACGUGGCGUCCCGGAGGAGCGAGCUGGAGGGGCGGCGGGCGGAGGCGGCUGCUGCGGACGCGGCCCUGCAGGACCUGGUGCAGGAGCACAAGCGUGUUGCCAGUCGCAUGGAGCAGCUGAUGAAGGAGAUCAGGGAGCUCAAGGCCAACAAGGACAAGCUCAAGCAACAAGAGGAGGAGUGGGAGCGGGUGGUGCAGGACGAGGGCAAGGCUUUGGAGCAGCUGCUGAACCAACGCAGCGUGUGGCAGCACAGGAGGGACGACGCCAGCAAGAAGAUCCGCGACCUCGGGUCGCUGCCUGCUGACGCCUUUGACAAAUACCAGAAGCAGAGUGCGCGCGAGCUGCACCGGCUGCUGCACCGGUGCAACGAGGAGGUGCAGGGCUUUGGGCACGUGAACCGCAAGGCACUGGACCAAUACGUCAACUUCACGGAGCAGCGCGAGGAGAUGCAGCGAAGACAGCUGGAGCUCGAUAGGAGCGACGAGAAGAUCAAGGAGCUGAUAGGGGUGUUGGACCAGCGCAAGGACGAGGCCCUGGAGCGCACGUUCAAGCAGGUGGCGCGCAACUUCCGAGAGACCUUCGCACAGCUGGUGCCCAGCGGGCACGGGUCGCUGGUGAUGGUGCGCAAGCGCAAGGAGGACGAGGCGGUGGAGGAUGAUGAUGAGGACGAGGACGGGGGCAACAAGGACGGUGACGCGGACAGCCGCUUGGAUAAAUAUGCUGGCGUUCGUGUGAAGGUGUCGUUCACAGGGCAGGGAGAGACGCAGGCCAUGCGGCAGCUGUCUGGAGGGCAGAAGACGGUGGUGGCCCUCGCACUCAUAUUCGCCAUCCAGCAGUGCGACCCCGCUCCAUUCUACCUCUUCGAUGAGAUCGACGCAGCUCUGGACCCUCAAUACCGGGCGGCAGUGGGAAGCAUGAUCCGCAAGCAAGCGGACGAGGCGAACACGCAGUUUGUGAUCACGACGUUCCGGCCCGAGCUGGUGAAGGUGGCGGACCGCGUGUACGGGGUGUUCCACAAAAACAGGGUGAGCACCGUGAAGGUCAUCGACCAGCACGCCGCACUCGCCUUCAUCGAGCACGACCAGGGCGGACCCACCGAGUGAAGGGGGGGGGGGGGGGGGGGGAGGGGAUGAAGGGAAAGGGGGAGUGGUGGGGGGCGAGGAGAGUGGUGGAGGAAGGGGAUGGAGAGAAAAUGGUGCAGGCAGCAGUGUGACUACUACACGUCUGUUAGGCUAACACUGACACUGACAGUUGCGGCUGUGGAUGGAGGACCAAGAUUCUCGAGUAUAUCUCCUACCACUAAUCUCACACAAGAUUUGAUUUUGUGAACCGGGAGAAUACCGUAUGCCAUUGGUUGGAGAAGUUUCAUCUGCCUGUAUAGCUCACAGAUCUUUCUUUGUUUCCAUUUUAGAUUCUUUCACCUUAAUCGUAUUUUGUUGAUACUGUGCUCAAAUUGUUGUUAAAGGUCCGUGCUAUUUUCCCAUUUCCA